Molecule: messenger RNA, 1417 nt
Organism: Aspergillus candidus
Lineage: Eukaryota; Fungi; Ascomycota; Eurotiomycetes; Eurotiales; Aspergillaceae
Product: putative calmodulin
Exons: 3
Coding region: 210-1100 (296 amino acids)
Biological process (GO): actomyosin structure organization; mitotic cytokinesis
Cellular component (GO): cytoplasm; myosin II complex
Molecular function (GO): cytoskeletal motor regulator activity; calcium ion binding; myosin heavy chain binding
Source: RefSeq, a predicted model, not a curated record
UGGUUAUCAUUGCAUCUGAAUGUUAUCGCAACACUUGUGAACUGAUAUUGUCGAAAUAAUAAACCUUUCUGAGAAAGGCUUGAGACCCAGCCUACUCGCUGACUAUUUUCUCUUCGCUGCAAGGAUUUGCUUGUCGGAGAACUAUCUCCUUCUCCAUAGUCAAGAGUCAAUUCUGGAAACACUCACAGAGUUGAGUGCUUCUAUUCAUCAUGGUCCCCUCCAACGCCCCAUUCAAACCCUCCCCGCUAUCAUUCGCCUCCCCCCGCGCGUCCCCCUUCCGUCGACCGUCAACGUCCAACUCCCCGCCCGCCGCGCAGACAGGCCGACCCAGCACCCCGGGAAGCUCCCCCAGCCGUGGCUACACCCCGGUGGUGUCCCCAAGCAAACUGAAUCAAUCAUACACAGCCGCCGACGAGGAUGGUUCGCCCAAGAGCAGGGAUCCGAUUCCCCAGCCGCGCUUCACUCGAGAGGUGUCCCCGUCGCCGACUCGGGGCGCUGCCGCCUCCCCCGACCGACCCGCCUCGAGCUUCUCGGGUGUUAGAACGCAGGGCAUGAUGGGGGGGAGGUCGUCUGAUGCUGCCUCACGCUUGUCACCUGUGCAGUUGAGAGAGAUUAGAGAGGCGUUUCAGGUUUUAGAUCGAGAUAAUGAUGGCUCUGUUGAUAGGGAGGACGUCGCGGAUGUGUUGUCUAAUGUUGGUCAGGACCCAUCUUCGCUCUCACAGUUCUUCCCCCCGGGUUCGCCGCAGACAAUCAAUUUCCCGACGUUCCUGAACAUACUCUCCACGCUGCUGGAUCCCCUUUCGUCGCGACAGGAGCUCGUCAAUGCCUUGGCGGCGUUUGAUGAGGACGAUAGCGGUCAGAUUGAUGUGAAUGAACUACGGGAUGCGCUGCUUCAUACGGCCCCCGAGGACGGCGAGCGGCCCCUCAGUGAGAGGGAGAUUAACCAGGUCUUGAGUGGGUUCACCGGUCGCCGGGCGUUUGGGGCCAAGAUGUCUGGAGGGUCGAAGAGGGGCGAUGUUUUCAAAUACCAUGAAUUCGUUGACGGGAUCAUGGGCGGUACGACUUCCAACGCAGCGUCCCAGGGACGAGCGCAAUCUUAAUAAUGAUGAUGGUGGAAUUUGGCGUUUUGGGCUGGAAUUUCUGUAUGCAUAGAUCGCUCUGGCAGCCACGAUUCACGUAUAAUGAGACUUGAAGUAUAUUGUUGCUCCUGUUGCUGCUGGUUAUGACACCGCCGGUCUAAUAAUAGUAAGAAGGUAUAACCUUUACUAGGUGUAUACUAAGCGACGCUGGGUGGAGCAAAAGCUGACUAUCGCAUGCAUGAGACGGCCUGCAACCCAUGACGCCUCAAGUGGGCGGGUCUGACGCAGGAUAAUUGGAUCCGAGACAGUGGACUAGAUCGGACUAUUGAAAUGGACUU